CCCCCCCGGCCCUCCGUCCGCCCCCCAGUGCACUCUGCGGGGAGGGAGGGGCCGGUCGGGCGGGGAGGGCCCGUGUGGCCACUCCAGCCUGGAGACCCCCUGAGCGGGCCUCAGUGCGGGGGGAGCCCCUCUUUCCAGUGGGGGGGGUCCCGGCCCGAGGGGCGGGGCCUCAUGGAGGCCGUUGUCCCGGAGGGCCGUGGAGCAGGGGACGCCCCCCAGUCGCCACCCGAAGCCAGGGUGCACUUCCGAGUGACCAGGUUCAUCAUGGAGGCAGGUAUCAAACUUGGGAUGCGCUCCAUUCCCAUUGCCACUGCCUGUACCAUUUACCACAAGUUCUUCGGUGAGACCCAUGUUGAUGCCUAUGACCCCUACUUGGUUGCCAUGUCUUCCCUUUAUCUGGCUGGCAAGGUGGAGGAGCAGCACCUGCGUACCCGGGACAUCAUCAACGUUUCCAACAGGUACUUCUACCCGGGGAGUGAACCCCUGGAACUGGAUGCCCGCUUCUGGGAGAUGCGAGACAGCAUUGUGCAGUGUGAGCUCCUGGUGCUGCGAGUCCUGCGUUUCCAGGUUUCCUUCCAGCACCCCCACAAGUAUUUACUCCACUACCUGCUUUCUCUCAAGAACUGGCUGAACCGCUAUGGCUGGCAGCGGACCCCCAUCUCCAUCACAGCCUGGGCACUGUUACGGGACAGUUACCAUGGGGGACUAUGCCUCCGCUUCCGAGCUCAGCACAUAGCCGUGGCAGUGCUCCACCUGGCAUUGCAGGCCUAUGGUGUGGAAGUACCCGCUGAGGCUGAGGCUGAGAAGCCCUGGUGGCAGGCCUUUAGUGACGACAUAACCAAGCCAAUCAUUGAUAACAUUGUGUCUGAUCUUAUUCAGAUUUAUACCUUGGACACAGAGAUUCCCUAAGGCUCUGGCUAGGCCUGCCCAAAGAGGAGCCCUGGUCACCUGGUCCCCCGAGGACUGGUGGGAAGAUGUCACACCUGCUAUUUGUGCUCUAUGGGCAGCCCUGGCCUCACGCCUGCAGCAGCUGUGCCCCCAGCGGGCAGGCCCAAGCAAGCUGGAGCUGGACCCCAGGCUGGACUCUCUGAGUCAAUCAUGAUUACAUUUGAGACAUGAGAUCAUUGGAUGGAGAAUCAAAGCCCAGAACCAGAUUUAUAGAGAAUGAAAUGUGCUGUAGAGAAAUUCUAUUUUGUCUAAUAAAAGAUGACCCAAAACCAUCCAAGAGGCCCAGCUGCCUUGCUGGUGGUUUUGGUUUCUGCA
This is a messenger RNA of Suncus etruscus (white-toothed pygmy shrew), 1263 nucleotides long. RefSeq names its product cyclin Q (gene CCNQ). Lineage: Eukaryota; Metazoa; Chordata; Mammalia; Eulipotyphla; Soricidae. The coding region runs from base 172 to 909 and encodes 245 amino acids. The record is from RefSeq and is a predicted model, not a curated record. Gene Ontology annotation, molecular function: cyclin-dependent protein serine/threonine kinase regulator activity. The transcript is spliced from 5 exons. Gene Ontology annotation, biological process: regulation of transcription by RNA polymerase II. Gene Ontology annotation, cellular component: nucleus.